AUGAACAUCAAGAACGAAGAGAGCAGAAGAAGAGCAGAGGGAGACUCUAGCGAAAGCAUGUGUGACUACAGCAUUGUAAAUUCCUCAGAAGAAAGCAUUUCCCCCCGUGAGGAAGGCCUCUGGAGAAAUACACAAGAAUCAAUUCUAGGAGACAGGCCGUACAUUCUGCCAAACGGGGAGAUAUAUAAGAAGAGAGUGAGAACUGUCAUGACGCCUGUUCAAAAUGAAUCACUUAGAAGAUACUUUCAGAUUAACCCCUUCCCAUCAUCUGAAGCCCGUCUCUCAAUUUCCUCUUCACUGGGAAUGCGGCCAAGAACUGUGCAAAUAUGGUUUCAGAACCAAAGGCAGAAAAUGAAGCACGUUAUUCAGGAAGAAGAGAAAAUUAAAGAGUCUAGGGAGGCAACAAUCUACACAGGAGAGAAGGAGGAAGAGCCAUUAUGGGUCUUGGCUCAUCUUUCCUGCACUGUUCUAAACACCAACAAUGCAAUGUAA
Nematocida ausubeli is the source of this 492-nucleotide messenger RNA. RefSeq lists its product as uncharacterized. Bases 1 to 492 code for a protein of 163 amino acids. Lineage: Eukaryota; Fungi; Microsporidia. The transcript has a single exon. Gene Ontology annotation, biological process: cell differentiation; regulation of transcription by RNA polymerase II. The record is from RefSeq and is a predicted model, not a curated record. Gene Ontology annotation, molecular function: DNA-binding transcription factor activity, RNA polymerase II-specific; RNA polymerase II cis-regulatory region sequence-specific DNA binding.